Messenger RNA from Triticum turgidum subsp. durum (durum wheat), 705 nucleotides. Lineage: Eukaryota; Viridiplantae; Streptophyta; Magnoliopsida; Poales; Poaceae. The record is from the annotation of a GenBank genome assembly.
AUGAGCCCACUGGAGGACGACGAUCUGCUCCCCGAGAUCCUCGUCCGCCUGCCCCCGCAGCCCUCCUCCCUGCCCCGCGCCUCCGCUGUCUGCAAGCGCUGGCGCCUCCUCGUCUCCGACCCAGGAUUCUCCCGCCGCUUCCGCAUCCGCCACCGCCGCAGCCCUCCCCUCCUCGGUUUCUUCCGCAGGAAUAACGGCCUGCCCUUCGUACCCACUCUCGACGCCCCGGAUCGUGUCUCCCCCGGUCGUUUCUCCUUGCAGCGCGGCGACGGCGACCGGUUCAUGCCCCUCGGAUGCCGCCAUGGCCUGGUACUCAUCUCCAACAAACCUAAGAACCAGAUCCUGGUGUGGGACCCCGUCACCGGCGACCAGCGCCGCCUUGUCUUGCCCCCGGGGGUUGCGGUACAUGCAGAGAAGACAUCGAUCAAUGGGGCGGUGCUUCGUGCUCAUGCGGCCGGAGACGAUGCGCAGCACUUCCAAGUGGUGUUGGUAGUGGCAGACAACGACGACGAGCAACACAGGCGAGCGCUUGCCUGCGCUUACUCGUCAGAGACCGGCGCGUGGGGUGAUCUGGUCUCAACACAGCUUCCACCUGACGUUAUAAUGAGUGAUGCUCCCACCUUGGUUUCGAUUGACAAGCCUGCUGUGCUGGUUGGGGAUUCCCUUUACUGGAAGCUUGCUUGGAAUAUGGAUGGAAUUCUCUAG